Messenger RNA from Pristis pectinata (smalltooth sawfish), 5928 nucleotides. RefSeq names its product LIM domain-binding protein 1-like. Gene Ontology annotation, cellular component: transcription regulator complex; nucleus. The record is from RefSeq and is a predicted model, not a curated record. Gene Ontology annotation, biological process: positive regulation of transcription by RNA polymerase II; negative regulation of transcription by RNA polymerase II; nervous system development. NCBI's taxonomy places the organism in Eukaryota, Metazoa, Chordata, Chondrichthyes, Rhinopristiformes, Pristidae. Gene Ontology annotation, molecular function: LIM domain binding. The transcript has 11 exons. The coding region runs from base 160 to 1281 and encodes 373 amino acids.
GGGAGAGCCGGAACUGGCCGGCGCGGGAUAAUCGGGAAUAACCUGCGGGCUGGGAAGUGGAGGGGAGUUGUGUGAGGGGGUUACCUAGUCAAGAUAUCUAGCCUGAACCCAUUUCAGUAUUAUUCCAACCUGAAGUGCAUUCCGGAGACCGAGGAAGCCAUGCUGGAUCGAGACCUCGGUCCGACCCCGUCUUACCCUCCUACAUAUCCGGAGCCCAGUAUUGGAAGACACACACCCUAUAUGUCACAGCCUGAGUAUAGGAUCUAUGAACUCAACAAGCGUCUCCAGAACUGGACAGAGGAGUGCGACAAUCUUUGGUGGGAUGCUUUCACCACUGAAUUUUUUGAAGAUGAUGCAGUAUUAACUGUGGCCUGCUGCCUGGAAGAUGGACCAAAACGAUACACAAUUGGUCGAACCCUAAUCCCUCGCUAUUUUCGUAGCAUCUUUGAUGGUGGAGCAACAGAUCUUUAUUUUAACCUGAAGCACUCAAAAGAAUCAUUUCAUGGCAGCCUGGUGAUACUGGACUGUGAUCUAUGCAGCAUGGUCACACUGCACAACAAACCUAUCUUCACCAAGGUAUGUACAGAAGGCCGCCUCUACCUUGAAUUUACCUUUGAUGAUUUGAUGCGCAUAAAGAAUUGGCAUUUUAAUAUCAGACAAAAUCGUGAGCUGCUGUCACGUAGCAUCCUUGCAACGCAUGCCCAGGAUCCUCCGAUGUUGGAACAGCUAUCCAACAGUAUCACUCGCUCUGGCCUCUCAAACUUCACUCUUAACUACCUCAGACUUUGCGUCAUUUUGGAGCCAAUGCAGGAACUGAUGUCAAGACACAAAACCUAUAACCUUAGCCCUCGAGACUGUCUGAAGACCUGCCUGUUUCAGAAGUGGCAGCGGAUGGUGGCUCCUCCUGCUGAACCCGUCAGACCUCCAACUGCUAAGCGGCGAAAGAGGAAACAGUCCGGAGGCAACACGUCCAGUGUAGGUCCAUCCAGUAACAGCAGUGCGGGCAGUAAAAGAAAGAGUAGCCCUGCCACAGGCUUCAGUCUGUCCACUCAGGUACCUGACGUUAUGGUUGUGGGUGAGCCAGCACUAAUGGGUGGGGAGUUCGGUGACGAGGAUGAGCGCCUAAUCACGCGGUUAGAGAACGGCCAGUAUGAUGCAGCCAAUGGUAUCGAUGACGAGGACGACUUCCGUAACAUGCCAACCUUGGGGAAUAGCAGUCCUUGGAACAGUAAACCACCAUCGAGCCAGGAGAGCAAGUCUGAUAACCCUACGUCUCAGUAACGGUACUGAGAGCUUUAGUAACAAUUUAAGAAUUGCAGGGACUCUUGCAUUUGAAGGUUUAACCCUCUUGUGGCACAAGCAGGUAUUCAGUUGUGAACAAAAUGCUUCUUGAACAGUGAUCCAGGGCAUAAAGUAAGUGUAUUAAUUUUUUUUUGAGGUGAAACUGCAUCCUGUUAGAGGGUAGAUGUAUCAUGUAGAAUAUAGACCAGGAUCACUAAAGCUAGAUUCAAUGCUCAAUCUAGUCUGCCUCUGUGGAAUACGAAUGUGAAAGCCAGGCUUAGUUCCUGCUCCUUAUCCCUCUCCAGUGGCUACAAGAGCACUGCUUUGACAUUUCGCAAGGAUAGAAAUGGGCUUGGGUUGAAUAGUUAGCUAGAACACAUGCUGUCCUCCACUUGAGUGAAGAAUCAUUGUGAAGAAUCACAGUGCCCAUGAAACUCUUCUAUCACUAAAGACAAGGGUGAAAGCAGAAAUUUCGAGGGGAGAUGGCUAACCUAGUAGCAUUGGUCACCAUGCACAUUGGCCUCUUUAGCAGGAGCUUUGAAUUCCAAUUGUAGCCUCGCCAUUAGUUUCAACAGGCCUUAUUAAGGGGUUUCUGCCAGAUGCUUAUGGCGAGUUUAGCUUAAAUAUAUUAAACAUGCCCAUGAACUGGACUUCCAGUAGAUUGAAUAAAGGGAGCUUUAUCAGUCCUUAUGAAAUACUUCCCUCCAUACCUCACCUAGCUUGUGCAGGGAUAGCUUAAUUGGCUUUUCUUUUGAAUGUACACUUGGUACUUUCACAUUCUGAAACUCGCUGAAUAAAACCCCUGGUUUGCUUUAUUCAAGGCCUGGUAGAAUUUUUUUGUAUUUGUGGAACUACAAUUGUUAAAAAUAAUUAAUAUAAUUAGUUGUGCGAAACAAAAAAAUGGCCAUAUUAAUUAAUUUACAUUCCUUUUCAAAAUGUGAAAGCACUGGGCUCAAAGCCAAACCUCCUUUAAACAUGUUGAAGGAGGUGGGAUCAACAGAUGAUUCAGACCUGUUGAUGCUUCCUUCAAGGGGCCCUAAAACACAAGGAUUUUCUUCCCAGGGAAUUUAAUGCUAUAGAAACUGUGUCCUUUCCUUCACCACAUUUAGCCCAGUAAACUAGGUCUGAAUAUUUUUGGAAUGCUUUUUUGAGUGUGCUUGAACUUCCUAUAAGACCUAGCCAAAUUUUUAAACAGUGAUAGUGGGGUUUUGCUUUAGUCUUCCUGCAGUUCUGAUUUAAUGCACUUAUUUUUGCCCUGCUAUCAACUGACACUUCUGUGGUGGUGUGCUGUAUGACACUGUAAAUGUAAAAUGAUGAUGAAUUGAUUUUAUUGCAUUGCACAAGUUGAUUUUUGCCUUGUACGGUUUAUUUGAAUUGAAAAUUGUUUUCACCCCCAUUAUCAAAGAUCAAACAACAAGUAAUUAAAAAUUGCUUCUUGAAUUGCAUCAGGUUUUCAAAUAGUUGCAAGUAAACUGAGUAGCAGAACGUUUCCAGCAGUCAUUUUGUCCACCUGUGAAACAAAUCUGGAAUAUGGAUUUGUCACAGUAGAAGGCUCAUUCCCUUUUAUGGGAUCGCCCCCCUCUCCUCUCCCGCCCACCACCCCAGCAGGUAUGGAAGUUCUGGGAUUUCUUUGGGAUUUUCAGGAAUUCCAGAACUUGCUGAAAUGCUGAGAGAUGAAUUAAAAGGGGUGAUUACUUCAUGGUCAGUUUUUCUUUUGUAAUUUUUAUUUCUCCCAUCUGUUUAGAUCCUCCAUGCCAUGCACCAUUCUUAGGCUGAGAGGACAGAUCCCUGAUCCCAGGCCUCCGUCAAUGUCGCUGUUGACCGGCAGCUGAGAGGUGUGUGAGAACGGUUCAGGGUAAUCCACAAUGGCUGCCACUCACCGUCUCCCUGGCACUGCUAGGCUGAGAACCGGGACUCGCUACAUGGAGGAUUGUGGAUGCUGAACUGUAUCCGGUCAGUCCGCAGCAUGGUGUCUUGGAGUGCAAGCACACUGCACAACUCUAACAACCAUUGUCCUGUUUCCUGUCACGUAGAUAGUGAUUGGCGAUCAUGGCAAAAAAAAAGUUAAUUCAUUAAAAGAAAAUAUUAAAUGUGUCUGAUUGCAAGAAAAAUCGGAUGAGUAAAUGAAUGCAAAUGGAUAAGGGAAAUGAACAGAGGGAGCAUCUGUCCACUUACUGUUAAUAUGCCACUAACUGAACCAUGUACACUAAGUGACGGAAUAGAUACUGGCAUGAUGUGUAGGGUCAUAUAGUGCUGACUGUACAGUGUUGUGUUUGUUGAGCUGUGCAGAAGGUUCCUGUCGCCAUGCUGAGACACACAGUUUGAAUGCAGUGGUGCACCUGCUUCUGUUAACCUUGCUGAAAUUGGACUCCACUUUGUUAUGUAAAAUCAGAAAAUGUUAGAGAAACACUCAUCCAGCAACUGUGGGGAGACCAGUCAAAUUAACGUGCUUCAGAAUUCUUUAUGCUGAAUAUCCAUUGCACUGUUUCCUCUGGGUUUAAAGGAAGGGAAGUUUUCCCAAGGAAAAAAAAACAAAGCAAAAAAAUACCUGCUCAAGGACGUCAAAUGCUUUCUUUUGCCAGGUGUGACACAUAAACAGCCGGCUGGUGUGAAACCAGGAUGGUAAUUUCAAGUCUUCUGCACAUCCCACACUUGCGUUGUGUUAUUACUGAAGCUUUUGUUCUAGGAGACAGACAAAGGUCUGGAACAGCUUCUGUCUGCACUUGGUGGCAGCAAUGUAAUUCUCAGUACUCAGCUAGUUUUUUUUAUUACCCAUUUAUAAUUUACGCUUGUCUUUGUAGUUUGGAGUCAGAUUUGAUUCCCAUUUGUAAAUAUGUUAUUGUCCGCUCCAGGUGGACUCCCAGGUCACUCUGUGCUUUGAUGUGGCCACUUCCAUGAGUGUAAUUGGUGUUUUCCAAUAGAUGCAUCCUGAUGUUCAACAAGACAUGGCCAAUUUUUUUAGAACAGAUGCUGGGGUACAACUAGCAUCUGCUCAGCAUGUGGCCUAUCAGACUGAUUUAUCUGUAUCCAUAGUGGGUGACAGAUCUCUUGUGUCUCUUCAGGAUAUUCAGUGUAUUGAAUUAUCUUCGGUACAUUAGCAGCUGUACCCAAGUCACGAUGUGUUGAUUUGGAUUGCUACCACUUCAUUGAGAUCCACCUGUCUUGUUAGGAAGCUCUAAGAGUUUCUGCCAGCAAAGAAUAAAUAGUACUACAUAUUUCUCUCUACGGUAUAUAGCUUUUAGAUGUUGGAAGGGAACCAUUAGCAAAGUAAGGAUGUUGUGUAGUUUUUAUGCUUCUGUGUGUUAAGGUCUGAGAUUUGUUUCUGAAUUUGCAGCCUUUUGUCUGUAAGACAUCCAGCUAAAAGCCGCCUAGUUCUGCAGGACCCACAUUUCCACUCCCAUUAUCUUUAGAAAGGAGAGCAAUGAAUUAGGUAAGUCUAGAUUAUAUCAGGAAUGAGAGAACAGAGUACAUUAACAUUGGCCUCUACUAUUGCAAAAAUUCUGAAUUGCCUGAACUGCCUUUUCUCCCCUGCACACGUAUUGCAUUUUGUGCUUGUUAGAAAUGAUUUUGUUUAUGUUAGUACUAAUCCUUUUCCAUCUUUCUGCCAGUGUGAAUCCCUUCAGUUUAGAGAGAUUUAAUAAGAUUGGUAAGAUGCAUAUCAGAUUAAAAAACAGUACACUUACACCACAUCCUGUGCAUUCUGUCUUGUGCAUUGGACUCAAGUGUAAAAUUUCAGUUCACUUCUGUUUUUGCAUUAGUGGUUAUGUAUCUAUGUGUUGAUCGGAAUCCUGUAACCAUCUGACUUUCAUCCUGAAUCUACAAUCUUCAGUCAUUGUUUACACUGAGUCAUUUGGUAAACUCCUGCUUAAUACUGUUAAACCAAGAGUUAUUCCCCAUUCCAGGAACCUACAAUACUCACGAGCACAUGGGGUUUCUGUCAAUUCUGCACGUGAUCACUGUAUGGUGCCAUUUACUAAACUGUUCAAAGUGUUAUGUAACAAAAAAAACUUCUAACCCCGAAUAUUUUGAUGUUGCCUUUACUGAAGGGUGGUCAUUGGCCAGGGAUAGGGUGGGUGUCUAGGUAAGGCAAUGUUAAGGAUGAUAGGCUGGCAGGUUUAGGCAACAUUUUAGCUUUGUUCUGUUAACCCCCUUAAGGAAGUCAGGUUAUAUGUCGGGGAAGGUAUGUUGUUGCUUUGGACAGUAAGUGUGCUGAUACUUUACCAAGACUUGCACUUUGAAUCCAGACCGCCGUAUCAUUGACAGUAGUGCCCUGCUGUCACUUGAGAGCAGAUACUGAUAAAAUGAUAACUGAUACAAAAAUGAAGUCUAGGAUUAAAGAAACCCGUUUGGUCUUGCCUCCACUGUUUCUUGUUUGAUCCAUAAUGUGUCGUUCUCUCCACCACCUUUUAGUAAACUGUGAAAUCCUGUGUGACGUUUGCCUGGAAGCUCCUGCAGAGUGGCAGGAAUGUGUAGAGUUGUUUUUAUGCUGGGCGUAAGAUGAAGUGAUAAUUGUAGCCCACUUUUACAUUUCUGAACAUGUAAAAAAUAUUACACGCUUUUAUACCAGAUCACUACAGACUAGAACAUUGUGUUCUCGUUGGUUUGACCCAUUACAAAUUGUUAAGCUAUUUGAAUAAAAACUUUUCU